Linum tenue is the source of this 401-nucleotide messenger RNA. Lineage: Eukaryota; Viridiplantae; Streptophyta; Magnoliopsida; Malpighiales; Linaceae. The record is from the annotation of a GenBank genome assembly.
GAGAAAAAACCGCGGCGGCCGCUGAACAGCCGGCGACGAAGGCAGAGUAUUCACCUCCCACUCUCCGAUCGUCCAACGACUGAACUCGAAGAAGAAUCAAUUUCGAGACUCCCAGGUGACAAUCUCUGAAAAGAUGUUCCAUUUCACCUCGAGGCUUUGCAGAGGUUUAAAUCUGAAGGAGCUCGUCACUAGUGCCCCUAUCUAUGAAACCUUCACCGGUAAACCUUUCAAUCUGAUUCCAUUUCAGUUCUCUUUAGCGUGUGUAGUAGUAGUUCAUCGGACGGAAAAUAGUACUAGUACUACAAACCAAAGUGAUUAGGACAUAUGUACUAAUGUAGCUUGAUUAUAUAUAAAUGUAUGCGGAGAAUGUUUCAUAUUUUAUGAAGUUUGUUUGUAUUCAA